Trichoderma harzianum CBS 226.95 is the source of this 1119-nucleotide messenger RNA. RefSeq lists its product as hypothetical. Gene Ontology annotation, biological process: proteasomal protein catabolic process. The record is from RefSeq and is a predicted model, not a curated record. The transcript is spliced from 4 exons. Bases 109 to 720 code for a protein of 203 amino acids. Lineage: Eukaryota; Fungi; Ascomycota; Sordariomycetes; Hypocreales; Hypocreaceae. Gene Ontology annotation, molecular function: peptidase activity. Gene Ontology annotation, cellular component: proteasome core complex, beta-subunit complex; proteasome core complex; cytosol.
GUAGCUCUGGCUGCUGCCGGGGGCUGUAACUGUAACUGGAAUUGAGGGCAGUUCGAAUCUCUGCAGCUCUCCAACAAGAUACAUCAUACCCAAAAACACACAGUCAUCAUGGAGGUUCUUCUGGGAAUUACGGGCAAGGACUUUACUCUCAUCGGCGCCUCCAAAGCUGCCAUGAGGGGAGCCACCAUCCUCAAGGCAUCCGACGACAAGACAAGGCCGUUGAACAAGCACACUCUGCUGGCUUUCUCUGGAGAAGCUGGCGAUACAGUACAAUUCGCCGAAUACAUCCAACGAAAUGCCCAACUCUACUCCAUGCGCAACGAGACCGAGCUGUCACCCUCUGCCCUCGCCCACUUCGUCCGAGGAGAACUCGCCACCAGCCUCCGAUCCCGAAACCCAUACAACGUAAAUCUCCUCAUGGGAGGAGUUGAUCCCAUUACCGGCAAGCCCUCUCUAUACUGGCUGGACUACCUAGCGUCGCUGGCGGAGGUACCGUACGCAGCACACGGCUAUGCGCAAUACUACUGCCUGUCUCUUCUUGACAAGCACCACCACCCAGACAUUACACUAGGACAGGGAAUCAAGCUCAUGACUAUGUGCAUAGAUGAGCUGAAGCGUCGACUACCGAUCGACUUCAAGGGAAUGGUGGUCAAGGCAAUCAAGGCAGACGGAAUUGUCGAUAUAGAGUUCGAUGACGACCGUAUUGUGAAAAGCGCAUAAGCAAGAACAGCGGGUGCUGGAGAAGGGAUGGCGUGUAUCACUAGAAACUGGCUUGAGCUUGGUAAUUAAUAUACGGCCGCUUCUUCCGGUUCAUUCUUCAUCAAUUUCGUCAUGCGACUGGUCAAGGCUUGGCGAAUGCAGGGUGAGAAGAGGUAUACAGUACUUGCCGUGGGGGCCACAAGGAGUAUACGGUAACUCUGGAAGUUUGCUGGAUGAUGAAUAUGCCAUAUAGAACUGCUGCUGUGGAUUAUUUUCUUCAAGGAUUGGCAUCUUUCCCAGCAUCUCAGUGGGUAUUAUUGCUGUAGGGGCCGACUUGUAGCCGUAUCUAAGUGACAAUCUAGGCUCCAUACUCUGGCUUAGAGCCAGCUGCAUGCAAUUAUAAGAAUAGCCGGAUGUCUG